Messenger RNA from Alligator mississippiensis (American alligator), 1273 nucleotides. RefSeq names its product proline rich 19 (gene PRR19). The transcript is spliced from 2 exons. The record is from RefSeq and is a predicted model, not a curated record. Bases 84 to 1220 code for a protein of 378 amino acids. Lineage: Eukaryota; Metazoa; Chordata; Crocodylia; Alligatoridae.
CCUCGCUGGGGUGCAGCCAGUGGGGGCCCCGUCCUGGUGCUGCUCAGCACCCCUCCCUCUGCUCUGCAGCACCGAGGGGCGGGAUGCCGCGCCCCAGCGCCCUGUGCCCGCCAGCCCGCGUCCGGCGCCGCAGGACCCGGCAGGAGCGCGACUCAGCCAAGUUCGGCCGGGCCCGACCACCGCCACCGCCUGGCCGCGCCCCCGCCACGGCUGCCGCCCGCCCCGUGGUCAUCACGCAGCACCGGCUCACGCAGCACGCGGGGCUCUUCAACCACGAGGUGAAGUCGGCCGACAUCGCCCGGCUGCUGCAGCCCAGCCCCGUGCCGAUGGGGCCCGGCCCCGGAGCCACGUCAGGCAAAGAGAAUGUGCCGCCAGUGCCGGGCAGCGUGGGCGAAGCCGUGCGGGAGCUCGCCCACCAGCUCCAGCCCCUCCUGGACAUCGAAACAGCCUUCCCGGGGCGCAGCCUGGUGCGUGAGCGGCGCCAGGCCGUGCUCGGCGCCUUGCUGCAGCGGCACCACGGCCUGCCGGACCUCACUGCCCUCCUGCGGCACCGAGGUCCUGCCAGCACACCCGAGUCCUCGCCAGCCGGUGGGAAGAGGAGAAGGGCGGGAGCCUGGCUGUCGUCCCCUGAGGACAUGGUGAGCUCGUGCACACGUGUGUGCUGGGAGCCGGGGCGCUUCGCUGUUGGCGUGGGCGCCCGCCAGUCUGCGCCCUUUUCUCCUAUGCAGGCGUCUGGCGCGGCCUUCUGCCUCCCCAUCCCGUUGCCUGCGGUGGGGGCUGCUGCCUGGGAGCCCGGGGACAAGACGGCCAUCGCGGCUGGCAGGGUGGCGAGCAGCUCCUGGCACAGCCCGCCAUUCCCCAGCACCCUUUCCCCAUACCAGCUGAGUCCGUGCCAGGAUCCCACACUCAGGACCAUUGAGGGAGCUGCCCCAGGGCCGCCUGCUGGCAUGUGGAACCCUGGCAAGACCCUUGAGGACCCCCGCCUGGAAGCCUUAGUGCCUCACAGGGACACCAGUGUGGGCGGCUGGGCCUGGGCCCCGGGCAGCUGCCACACGUGGGCCACCGGCCUGGGCCCAUGGGAGCUGCGGGCACUGCAGCGCCUGCCCCUGUCCUUCUUCCCGCCCUCGGCAGCGCUGGAGUGUGGCAUGUCGCCCGCCCCGACCGCGCAAACCGGCUCCAGCCCCGAGGCCUGGGCCUUCCCCCGUAUGAGGCUGUAUUGAGACCCCUGGCCGCCUGCUGCCGGUGCCCCAAUAAAGGCAGUUCUUGCACUUGA